Molecule: messenger RNA, 724 nt
Organism: Symbiodinium sp. CCMP2456
Lineage: Eukaryota; Dinophyceae; Suessiales; Symbiodiniaceae
Source: the annotation of a GenBank genome assembly
GCCAACUAUGAAGUAUUAUGAAGUGCUCGCGGAGAAGAUACAGGAGGAGUUCACUCUGCUGUCAGGACGGGGUGACGCUAUUCCCGACCAUUACAAAGCCGCCUACUUGGUCUGGAUCCCAAAGAAGGGUGGCAUUGCAACAGGGAUGAAUGACUUAAGACCUAUCGGCCUGCUAACCAUUCCGGCGAAAGUGCUGGCGACGGUGGUUCGAGAUGAAAUCCUGUGGCAGGUGCUACGCAAGAUCCAGGACUGGCCUCAGAUGGGGUUCAUACCGGGACACGGGAUUGAAGACGCCCAGGCCAGGGUGCACGCGUUCCUCGAGAAGGCGGCUGCCAAGGCGCUACGUGCUUUGGGAGCGACCGAAGACAUAGUGAGCACAGUUCGUGCCUUGACUGAGGAUGCACUGUACACAGUCACGAGCAGCGGGGGAUGGACGAGAACGACUCAAGGAGUCCGGCAGGGAUGUCGGGUUGCCCCACUGCUCUGGAGCAUCACCACGAUAUUUCUGAUGCAGACAACGCAGAAGGCACAUCCACGGAUCCAGCUGCUGGACACUUUCACGGCGUUCGCAGACGAUCUCACCCUGCAUCACAUUGUGGAGAAACUGCAGGACGUUCUUGACUUCGAAACGGCACUGGACACGCUGCUCACCACCCUGCAGGACUUCGGCAUGAUGAUUAACUUCGACAAGACGUCGCUCAUGGUGAGGCUUGCUGGACCACAG